AUGCCUACUUUGCUAAACAUGCAAGAUGUUGCUUUAAAACAUAUAAUGGAUAAGUUGGAUUAUUUAUCAGUUCAGUGUCUCCGAAAAGUAUGUAUUGAUCUACGCCAAUCCAUCUUCAGAAUUAAUCCUGAAUCAACGCUAUCUGUUUUCCAACUGGAUCUUAACUGUGAUUCUAUUAUUACAACCUUACGUUUCAAAGAUCGAACAACCAAAAUAACCUACAAGAAACAUGAAACUGGAUGUUUGAUGAAAUGGACUGGAGCAGAUGGAAAAAUCAUGCAAGAUUCGGAUCAUGUGGAAGUUGCGUUGCAUGAUGCUCACCUCCUUUUAGAUUCCAAGAACUUCGGAGCCUUGGAUAGAUUCAGCUUAACCACUGAAAAUCAAUCUGAAGAUAUUUUAAAGUUUAUGGAAAACUUUGAAAGUUAUUUGAAAACCAGGAAAAAUCCUCUGAAAGUCGAGUAUUUCUCAAUGCAUGCUAGCUGUCAAAAACAUCUUUUGAACAUUCUCCCAUUCGUCAAUCCUACUGGGCUCCAAACAUUGGACAUGGACUUUUUCAAAGACAACGGGGAAAAACUGGAAGAUUUUGUUCUGGACAAAAUAGUGAAGUCUGACCAAUGGAAAAAUUCCAAAGAAUUACACUCUGCCAAACUGUUUCUUGAGACUCCUCUACAUAAUUUCAAGCAUUUCAAGAAAGUCUACAUUGAAAAUACAAAUCUCACAAUUGAUAUGUUUGAAGAAUUAAAAGAACGCUACGGAAAAAUUUUCACCUUGUGGGUUGGUCCAAUCCCUCAUGUGAGUAUUGUCGACUAUGAAACUGCUCAUGAAGUGUUUGUGAAAAAUGGCAACAAAUAUGCAGACAAGUUCCAUGCUCCCCUGUUCCAAGAAAUCAAAAAAGAUCAAGGAGUGCUAUCAACAAACGGCGAUCAUUGGCAAGAGAUGAGGAGAUUCGCAUUGCAAACGUUCAGAAACAUGGGCGUCGGGAAGGAUGUCAUGGAGUUGAAAAUUAUUGAGGAAUUGAAUGCAAGAUGCGCUGACAUUGACAAAGCCGCUGUGAAUGGAGUCACCACCACACAAGCCUCUGAAUUCUUCGAUUUAACAGUUGGAAGUAUCAUCAACAAUAUUCUAGUUGGAAAACGAUUCGAUAAAAAUACCAAAGGAGAGUUUUUGAAAAUCAAAAACGCCCUGGACUCUGCUUUCGAACUUUUCACCCCAUUUGACAUGACUGUGCCCAUCUGGGUGUUGAAGACAUUCUUUAGCAAACGUUAUAAUAAUCUGAUCUCCCUUAAUGACGAAACCACAGGCUUUGUGGCCAAAGAAGCGGAAGCCAGAUAUGCUCAAAUGAAAUCAGGACAGUAUUCUGUCGAUGAGAACAACAUUCAAGACUAUUCUGAUGCUUUUCUGUUAAAAAUCCAAAAAGAUGGAGAGAACAAAAAUUUCAAUAUCGAGACUCUGAAAACUAUGAUCAUUGACUUGUGGAUUACUGGACAAGAGACUACAACAACAACGCUAAUUUCGGGAUUCAACCAGCUACUCUUACAUCCUGAAGUUAUGGAAAAGGCUAGAGUAGAACUCAUGAAGAUCACUGAAAACGGAUCUCGUGACCUCAGCUUAUCCGAUAGACCCAAGACACCAUACCUGAACGCGAUGAUCGCAGAAAUUCAACGCCACGCAUCAAUCCUGAACAUCAACUUCUGGAGAAUCAACCAUGAACCAACUAAUAUGGGAGGACAUAUGGUGGAUUCUGGAGCAUUUGUCACCGCACAACUCAGCGCUCUCCAUAUCAACGAAACCGUUUUUGAAGAUCCCCAAAAAUUCGAUCCAGAAAGAUUCGUCCGCGAUGAGUCACUUCUUCAGAAAGUUAUACCGUUUGGGGUUGGAAAACGUGCAUGCCUGGGGGAGUCGCUGGCUAGAUCCGAACUGUACUUGAUUUUCGGAAAUCUCCUGCUUCGUUAUAAUUUCAAACCCCACGGAAAAUUGUCGACGCAAGAAGUGAUGCCGUAUAGUUUUGCCAAGAGACCAUUCAAGCUUGAAAUGCAAUUUGUGAAAAUUUGA
Molecule: messenger RNA, 2052 nt
Organism: Caenorhabditis briggsae
Lineage: Eukaryota; Metazoa; Nematoda; Chromadorea; Rhabditida; Rhabditidae
Exons: 8
Coding region: 1-2052 (683 amino acids)
Biological process (GO): xenobiotic metabolic process
Cellular component (GO): cytoplasm; intracellular membrane-bounded organelle
Molecular function (GO): oxidoreductase activity, acting on paired donors, with incorporation or reduction of molecular oxygen, reduced flavin or flavoprotein as one donor, and incorporation of one atom of oxygen; iron ion binding; heme binding
Source: RefSeq, a predicted model, not a curated record